Lodderomyces theae is the source of this 1320-nucleotide messenger RNA. It is a transcript of the gene URA1, whose product is annotated as dihydroorotate dehydrogenase. Gene Ontology annotation, cellular component: cytoplasm; mitochondrial inner membrane. The coding region runs from base 1 to 1320 and encodes 439 amino acids. The transcript has a single exon. Gene Ontology annotation, molecular function: dihydroorotate dehydrogenase activity. NCBI's taxonomy places the organism in Eukaryota, Fungi, Ascomycota, Pichiomycetes, Serinales, Debaryomycetaceae. Gene Ontology annotation, biological process: 'de novo' pyrimidine nucleobase biosynthetic process; pyrimidine ribonucleotide biosynthetic process. The record is from RefSeq and is a predicted model, not a curated record.
AUGUUUGGAAGAAGCCCAUUCUUGAGGGAGCUAUUUAGGCGUUCCACCACGAACUGCAACCGACAAAGUGUAUUGAGAUCGAGUUUUUUGCCAGGACCAAUUGGACUUCUUGUUGGUGGAGCUUUGGCCGGUGUUGGAGGUUACUAUUUACUUGAUUCGCGCUCCUCAAUUCACGAGUAUGUGAUUUGUCCGCUUAUAAGAACAUUCACUGAUGCAGAGCAGGGCCACAAACUAGGAAUUGCGUUCUUGAAAUAUGGUCUCGCUCCUAGACUCUUGGAUGAAGGCAUUAACGAUCAAAGCGAUGUGUUGGGUGUCAACGUGUUCGGUCACAAUUUGAAAAACCCAAUAGGAUUGGCUGCUGGAUUGGACAAGGACGGAGAAGCCAUAGACUCAUUGUUUAACACAGGAUUCUCUUAUGUUGAGAUCGGUUCCAUUACACCUGAGCCGCAACCGGGUAACCCUACUCCCCGCUUCUUUAGAUUGCCACGAGACGAUGCUGUCAUCAAUCGCUAUGGCUUUAAUUCGACUGGGCACUUCAAUGUCAUUGCAAGAUUGAGAACUCGUUUCACCAAGUUGUUUGAAAAGUUUGAGAGGUCGCAUACACCUGAUCAAGUGCCAUUUUCGAAUGCUUUCCAACAAGGAAAAUUACUAGGAAUAAAUUUGGGUAAAAACAAAACAGGAGACGAGGUUGAGGACUACGUAAAAGGAGUUUCCAGACUCGGGCCAUAUGCAGACGUGCUUGUUGUGAAUGUGUCAUCGCCAAACACUCCAGGUUUACGUGAUUUACAAAAUGAAUCCAAGCUAACGAAUCUUUUGAAAACUGUUGUCAAAGAGCGUAAUGAAUUGCGCACAAAUUUACUAGGAGUUAGGCCCCCAAUUUUGGUAAAAGUCGCACCCGAUUUGACUGAGCCAGAAAUAGUUUCUAUAGCAAACUCAGCCAAAGAGGCAAAAGUUGAUGGAAUCAUCAUAUCAAACACAACAAUCCAAAGACCAAAGGAAAGAUUAUUAACCUCAGAUGAUGCGUUGAUUAACCAAACCGGGGGACUAUCCGGAAAACCAUUGAAACCCUUGUCGUUGCAGGCGUUGAAAACAUUGCAUAAACACACCAAAGGUUCGGGAUUGGUGCUAGUUGGUUGUGGUGGAAUCUCGAGUGGUAAAGAUGCCUUGGAAUUUGGGAAAGCCGGUGCCACUUUUGUCGAGUUGUAUACAGCUUUUGCAUACAAAGGUCCUGGAUUGGUUGCCAAGAUUAGGGACGAGUUGGCUGGCGAGUUGAGAAAAGAGGGCAAGACCUGGCAGCAGAUUGUUAAUGAAAACACAUAG